AUGAAGUGUUUAGUCAAAUCCGGUCUCAGCCUGCUGGGAGUGCUGCUACUACAGCUCCACGCAGCCAGCGGAGACUUUGGUCUUCCGGUGAUCAUCGGCGGUGCCUCCAUCGUGGACAACAGCGGUGCGCAGGUCGAACGUACGCUGGAAGAUAUCACAAGCGCCUACGGGUACAUACCGACCGACGGUCCGGUGGUGGCGUUCAACGAAGCGGCCAUCGCCGUGCAGGCGAUCCUUGCCCAGGUUGUGCUCGAACUCGAACCCAUCGCUUCCACGCUCCGUGCGCUCGCUACGGACGAUGAAGGGCCGGUGGAGCCACUAUUCGAUAACGUCACUUCCAACAUCGACACCACGCGAGCGUUUCUAGCUACACCGGCCCAGGCCCUGCUGACCACGGUCCAGACCGAGGUGAGCGUUUACGUGCGGGACGAGCUGAACGAUUUCCUAACCACGAUCGAUGGCUCGUUGAGUGAUCUGAGAGGCUCACUCGUCACACUCCGGACGGGAGUGAUCGCGGCUCGAACGGCUGCUAGCGCCAACGACGACGACUACAGUGCGGCCCAGAACGUUAGCCCCGCGCUGGUGGUGGACGUUCAGACCAAAACGCAGGCCCUCCGAUCGAACCUGACGGACGCUAGCGUUAUUGCGUUCGAAACCGAACGUACCAUCGUGAUGGCGAACGGAUUCGUCGGAAGCAGUAACGCCUCUGCGGAGGCCACUUUCCUGAAGGAACUCUUGGAUACCGGACUGUUCGCGGACUACAGCCAGGUGGUGGCCCAACUCACGAACCUGACGACGCUCGUCGGAACGGAGCUACCCCUCGUGAACGGCACGCUCCGUCAGUUUGCUGCCAACUUUUCGCAGCUAAUCACCUCGCUAGGGCAGCAGUACGGUGCUGUUCAGACUACGUACGGACGCGUAACGGCCGGCAUCGCCGAUAACCUGCUCAAUGCCUACAAAAUGUUGUUCAGUACGGCGGCCGGAUUUAUAGACGCGUUUGUCCGUAAUUUCUACCCACCGAUUGAGCCGGCCAUCAUGAGCGUGGCGACGACGCUGGUUCAACGGGGACCGUUCGCUGACCAAUGCUUCGACGAGUACUACGCACUGAUCGAGAACUAUCUGUCCGGUGGUGAGCAAACGGUCGAGUCGUGCCUAGACGAUGAACUGUCCCGUGAGAAAACGCUGGCCGAGGCGCUUCUGGAGCUGAUCUACCAGUUGAGCUCACCCUUUGAAGACAUCGAUCAGAACCUGACCGUUUGCUACAGGCUAUCGCUUUCGGAUGCUUCCUCGGCCACCGGCUGUUUGCAGGAGCUAUCGACCUAUUCCCAACCGCUUCCGUGCACGGCCACGAAGGAGUACGCCACGUUGCUGCAGCUGCUCUGCAAAGAAGUCGACUCACUGCGGUACCGCCUGUGGGCUUGCAUGUCCCGCGAUACGACCGACUAUCCGGCUCAGGCCGCGCAAAUAGUGCUCGAUGCCGCAAGUUGCCCCACCACCGGACAGUGA
Anopheles bellator is the source of this 1506-nucleotide messenger RNA. RefSeq lists its product as uncharacterized. NCBI's taxonomy places the organism in Eukaryota, Metazoa, Arthropoda, Insecta, Diptera, Culicidae. The transcript is spliced from 3 exons. The coding region runs from base 1 to 1506 and encodes 501 amino acids. The record is from RefSeq and is a predicted model, not a curated record.